AUGAUCCUGCCGUUCGACGAAGGCGAGCGCGAGUCCUCCACCCCGUCUCCGCCAUUCAACUUGCCCUCCUUUUCCCAUCUCCAAGCAUUCUACGGGAAUAAAUCCCUGCCGAGUUUACCCGGCACCGAUAGCUCGCAUGGCGCACCGUAUGGACCUCCCGUGCGGCCGCAGAAGAAGAACUUUCCCCGGCACACGUGGCUGCAGGAUAGUCGCGACGCGAGCCGUCGACUUUCGGACAUCGGGGAGGAAGAUACCGGGUCGUUGCCGCGCAAGGGGGAAGGUUCUGGGAAUCUGAGUCUGGCAUCGCAUGGUUCCGCACCGAGAUUGGCUAGUUCUCCUGUGUUAUAUGGGCGAGGGGAGAAGGAGACGAGAGACCAAAAGGCGUGGAGUAGCUCUUCUGGGUCAACAAUCAGCGUCGUGAGCAUGAGUGAGCCGCCACUGCAGGAGGUGACUCCGAGCAACGCGGAUGGGUCGGGGGCUUCGACGAACGAGGAAGUGCAGGGCGUGAUGUCGAUUGUCAAGGAGAAGGGACCAGAUGACGAGUUGUCAUCGGCCAUCUUGGAAAGUGAAGCGGAGCGCAUCCUCGAAAAUGCCAAGAAAAAGCUCACGCUCAUGGAAGGGAACCUCUCCCGAGCCCGAUCGUCGAUCCGGUUGUCGCCCUCGCUUUCACCCUCACCAUCGCCAGCGCCUGGCACUCAGCCGUUGGGACUGGGGCAGCCCGUCGGGGGUUUAUACCAGUCAAUCUCCCGAGCGGACCGCAGGGUUUCAGCCCUGCGCCCUCGGUCGACGUACACCUCGGCGCAAGACUCGGCCAACAACAGACAUUCCCGGGUUUACAGUGAAACCAACCUACCGUUAACAGCGUCGACCGAGCCUCCGACCACCGGGCCUAGUCUGUCACGAUCCCUGAGCGCCAUGGGAUCGAGCACUUCCUCCAACUUUCACAAUGAUGAACGGUCAUUUCACUAUGACACAACCCGAGCUUAUCUCACCCAUCGUGCCUCUGUCUUAUCAACGCAACCAUCGGGCUCGAUUCAACGCGCACACUCCGCCAAACAGAGCGGGGACAACUCUGAGACGCCCAAGGGACUAGGCAUUACAAGCCCCGACGUGGAAUCUGACAAAAAGUACAUGUAUGAAGAAUUCAACUCUGAGCAUCCCCCUCACGACCCUCCGUCUCGCGCACAGUCACAACUUCAGGUGCGAGAUCUUCAGGACCAGAUGAAGGGGCUCCACAUAAAGAUUUCCAGUCUGAAGGUCAAAGCUCAAGAGGACAAUCUCCGGCGGCGAAGCCUGCAGAGCUUGAGGACGCCCAGUCCGUUCACCGAGGGGGACCAGUGGUACCCGAGCGCGUUGGAACUCAAGAACAGCAAUGGGAGUCUCCGGUCAAAUCCGGGACGUGGGCAUACUGCCGACGCUCAGGAGAACCAUCACCACCAGGAACGUCAGGAAUCUGAGACCGUAAGAAAUGGAUUUACAUACGACCAGAGAAACCAUCACACCGAACAACCAGAAACAAAGCUUCAGCGAAAGCCGAGUGCUGCUUCUCAUGCUGUUUCGCUCAAUGAGAGCCUGUACGAGGAUGCAGAGGAGGGGGACUACGACAUGGACGGCUCCUCGGGCUCGGACAUUGACCGCGAAGCUUUGGAGGAGAUACUUCGCGAGCCGCUGGACGACGAGGACUUGGAAGAGUCUUUGGAGGCCUUUCCAGCUGUGCCUCAGCAUAUUGAAAUGACACCGCACGAGGAGCGCGAGGACGCGUUUGAUUAUGAGCACUUCAUACUUCACAGCGCCCUGGGCAAUUACUCGCGGAGCAAACUGCGUCGCACGAGCAAUGUGUCGACCUCGUCCGUUGAAACCACACGACCCUACCAUGAAGCUUCCGGGACUCGCCAUUCGCGGUCUGACAGUACGGCCUCCUUGUCCACCAUUGCAACGUUUGCCACAGCCAUCGAGGGCGACGACGAUAUUGAGAGUGUUCUCUACUGGGACAAGAAGUUCAACGACGAACUGCGGAGUCGUCAGCCCUAUACUGAGCCUGCACAACCGGCUGGCGAUUCGGGAUCCAUGGGGACACCCCGAGCUUCACGAAAUCAGGCGAGCCACAACGGGCUCACGAAUGGAACGGACGCCUCAUCGAGAACCCUUUCUCCUGUUCAGCGGUCAGAGUCGGCCACGAGCUCCAUCGUCUCCUCGCUUGUGUCGACAGUGCGCGCUGCGUCAAGCCCUCACCCGAAUACACAAAACGGGAGAUCAGGUCUCAAUAACGAUGAUACUCGACUCUUGGAGCAAUUGUUCCAAAGUCUGGGGAAGGUCUGCUUGGACCUGCAGACGCUCACUGCCUCUGCCCAGCCUGAUCCGAAGAGGGAGCGGGUUCUGCGACGGCGGUUGGAUGCGGCUCGGAGGGUGUUGGAUGGCGAGCUUGACGCUUGA
Molecule: messenger RNA, 2433 nt
Organism: Aspergillus fischeri NRRL 181
Lineage: Eukaryota; Fungi; Ascomycota; Eurotiomycetes; Eurotiales; Aspergillaceae
Exons: 3
Coding region: 1-2433 (810 amino acids)
Source: RefSeq, a predicted model, not a curated record